AUGGAUUGCCAGAAGACUGCCAACGUAGUCCCUCUGGAUUGGCAUCACAAUCGUAUGUCCUCGCCCCCGACCCAAGUCCUGCGAAUACGCGUACAAAUGCAGCAUAGUCAUCUACACAAGCAGGUACAGUCAAAUCUCCGCCAGUCGCCACCAUCCUAUAAAUGCGGAUCCGAAGCAACCGUUCAAUCUUCUUCAGCCCUCCCGACUGCACAGCAUCACCCUCAACAACUAAUGAACGUCUUUAUGAUGGGCCUGUCGUCCGCACUUACUCUGGAUCCAGCGAUUCAAGAUCCUAGGAUUAACACUAGCAGCACCAAAACCUUAUUUAUCAAGGAUUCUGGUGAUCGACUGCACCUUCAUUCGAGAUGUGAGUCCGACUCAUUACCGCGCCAGGGGACACCCAGGAUCGGAGGCGCCGCUGGCACUCCUGUCCGCGAUCCCGUUUCCGGUAAGGGACACGGACGCGUUAUGUGGAUUAUCCUAGGCCAGGACCAUGGCACGAUCGUCAUUAGCACCGUCGUUCAAGGAUCAGGAGACACAUUGCUGCCCUCCUAUUUGAACGGCUACAAUAUACAGCUGGCAAUGUCUGACCUGCGAACCCUUUGCUCAGUCGGUAAUGUCCCCGUUUAUGUACUAUAUGAUGCGUUAGGCCAGAUGUCUGGAUAA
Gamsiella multidivaricata is the source of this 666-nucleotide messenger RNA. RefSeq lists its product as uncharacterized. The transcript has 2 exons. Bases 1 to 666 code for a protein of 221 amino acids. The record is from RefSeq and is a predicted model, not a curated record. NCBI's taxonomy places the organism in Eukaryota, Fungi, Mortierellomycota, Mortierellomycetes, Mortierellales, Mortierellaceae.